This is a messenger RNA of Mauremys reevesii (Reeves's turtle), 2687 nucleotides long. Its product is annotated as zinc finger protein 271-like. Gene Ontology annotation, cellular component: nucleus. The record is from RefSeq and is a predicted model, not a curated record. The transcript is spliced from 2 exons. Gene Ontology annotation, biological process: regulation of transcription by RNA polymerase II. NCBI's taxonomy places the organism in Eukaryota, Metazoa, Chordata, Testudines, Geoemydidae. Gene Ontology annotation, molecular function: RNA polymerase II cis-regulatory region sequence-specific DNA binding; DNA-binding transcription activator activity, RNA polymerase II-specific. The coding region runs from base 4 to 2670 and encodes 888 amino acids.
GCGAUGGUGAGUGAGAAUGAGAAGGAGAAACCCCAGCAGGAAGAUGCUGAGCAAGUAGAACCACAUGGAACGUUAUCAGGAAGAUCCAAAGGGAAUGUUUCCGGGCGUUGUGCACUCCCUGAAAAAGCCAAAGCCGGUGAGACUCAGCAGAGGCCAGAGGAAAACUACAGUAGCCACUCAGACCUUAUAACCCGCGACAGAAUCCACUUGGAAGGGAGACGCUACACAUGCCAUGAGUGUGGGAAAAGCUUCAAUCGGAGCUCAGACCUUCUCGUACAUCGUAGAAUCCACACAGGAGAGACGCCCUACACAUGCUCUGAGUGCGGGAAAAGCUUUAAUCACAAUUUUACCCUGACCAGACAUCGGAGAAUCCACAUGGGUGAGAAACCUUAUGGAUGUGCUGAGUGCGGGAAAAGCUUCAGUUGGCGUUCAAACCUUAUCACACAUCGUAGAACCCACACAGGAGAGAUGCCCUACAGAUGCGCUGAGUGCGGGAAAAGCUUCAGUCAGCGCUCAAGCCUUAUCACACAUCAGAGAAUCCACACGGGGCAGAAGCCCUACACUUGCUAUGAGUGCGGGAAAAGCUUUAAUGAAAGCUCUACCCUGAGCAAACAUCAGAGAGUCCACACGGGUGAGAAACCUUACGGAUGCUCUGAGUGCGGGAAGAGAUUUAGUCAGCGUUCAGACCUUAUCAGACAUCAGAGACUUCACACAGGGGAGACGCCCUACAAGUGCCCUGAGUGCGGGAAAAGCUUUAAUCACAGCUCUGCUCUGAGCAAACAUCAGAGAGUCCACACGGGUGAGAAACCUUAUGGAUGCUCUGAGUGCGGGAAAAGCUUCGGUCAGCGUUCAGACCUUAGCAGACAUCAGAGACUUCACACAAGAGAGACGCCCUACACGUGCUCUGAGUGCGGGAAAAGCUUCAGUUGCAGAUCAGUCCUUAUCACACAUCAGAGAAUCCACACAGGAGAGAUGCCCUACACAUGCACUGAGUGCGGGAAAAGCUUUAAUCACCGCUCUACCCUGACCAGACAUCUGAGAAUUCACACGGGUGAGAAACCUUAUGGAUGUUCUGAGUGCGGGAAAAGCUUCAAAAGGAGCUCACACCUUAUUAGACAUCGCAAAAUCCACACUGGAGAACUAAUCCACUUGGAAGGGAAACGCUACACAUGCCAUGAGUGUGGGAAAAGCUUUAAGCGCAGCUCUGACCUGAGCGCACAUGGGAGAAUCCACACUGGUGAGAAACCUUAUGGAUGCGCUGAGUGCGGUAAAAGCUUUAGUCACCCUUCAAACCUUAUCUCACAUCAGAGAAUCCACACAGGAGAGAAGCCCUACACAUGCUCUGAGUGCGGGAAAAGCUUUAAGCAGAGCUCUGCCCUGAGCACACAUAGGAGAAUCCACACGGGUGAGAAACCUUAUGGAUGCUCUGAGUGCGGGAAAAGCUUCAGUCAGCAUUCAACCCUUAUCACACAUCGUAGAACCCACACAGGAGAGAUGCCCUACACAUGCUCUGAGUGUGGGAAAAGCUUUAAGGACAGCUCUGCCCUGAGCGCACAUAGGACAAUCCACACGGGUGAGAAACCUUAUGGAUGCUCUGAGUGCGGGAAAAGCUUCAGUCGGCGCUCAAACCUUAUCACACAUCGUAGAACCCACACAGGAGAGAUGCCCUACACAGGCUCUGAGUGUGGGAAAAGCUUUAAGCAGAGCUUUGAUCUGAGCAGACAUCAGGGAAUCCACACGGGUGAGAAACCUUAUGGAUGCUCUGAGUGCGGGAAAAGCUUCAGUCGGCGUUCAAACCUUAUCACACAUAUUAGAAUCCACACAGGAGAGACGCCCUACACAUGCUCUCAGUGCGGGAAAAGCUUUAAGGACAACUCUGCCCUGAGCGCACAUAGGAGAAUCCACACGGGUGAGAAACCUUAUGGAUGCUCUGAGUGCGGGAAAAGCUUUAAUCACAGCUCUGCCCUGAGCGCACAUAGGAGAAUCCACACGGGUGAGAAACCUUAUGGAUGCUCUGAGUGCGGGAAAAGCUUCAGUCAGCAUUCACACCUUAUCACACAUCGGAGAACCCACACAGGAGAGACGCCCUACACAUGCUCUGAGUGUGGGAAAAGCUUUAAGCACAGCUCUGCCCUGAGCAAACAUCAGGGAAUCCACACGGGUGAGAAACAUUAUGGAUGCUCUGAGUGCGGGAAAAGCUUCAGUCGGCGCUCACACCUUAUCUCACAUCAGAGAAUCCACACAGGAGAGACGCCCUACACAUGCUCUGAGUGCGGGAAAAGCUUUAAUCACAGCUCUGCCCUGAGCGCACAUAGGAGAAUCCACACGGGUGAGAAACCUUAUGGAUGCUCUGAGUGCGGGAAAAGCUUUAGUCAGCGUUCAAACCUUAUCUCACAUCAGAGAAUCCACACAGGAGUGAAGCCCUACACGUGCUCUGAGUGCGGGAAAAGCUUUAGUCAGUGUUCAAACCUUAUCUCACAUCAGAGAAUCCACACAGGACAGAAGCCCUACACAUGCCAUGAGUGUGGGAAAAGCUUUAAGGACAGCUCUACCCUGAGCGCACAUUGGAGAAUCCACACGGGUGAGAAACCUUAUGGAUGCGCUGAGUGCGGGAAAAGCUUUAGUCAGCGUUCAAACCUUAUCACACAUCAGAGAAUCCACAUUUGCUAAUUCUCACCUAGUGAUCU